AACUAUGCCACUGCCAGCUCACUCCGCCUCCCUGGAGCCCCGGGGGGCCGCCAAGUGCAGCCGGAGAUGAGGGUGUCCGUGCCAUCUGACCUCGGCGGGCUCUGACUGCCACCUGGCCAGUUCAGACCUGCUUGCCCAAGGCAUGGAGGGAAAAGAACUUCUGGAGGCUGAGGACAGAGCGGACAGCCCAAGUUCCAGAAAUGAAGACCAGCCUGAGGCCUCACGUGGAGGGCAGGUCCUUGGCCCGGCUGCCCUCUGGGACCUGCUGGAAAAGAAGUUUCUGGAAUACCAGCAGUUGACUUACAGGAGCCCCGAGGAACGCCGGGAGAGCCUGCUGAGUCUUCUUCCCCUGUUCCUAAAGGCCUGGGAACACUCAGUGGGCAUCAUCUGCUUCCCCAGUCUCCAAAGGCUGGCAGAAGACGUCUCCGACCAGCUUGCCCAGGAGAUACAGAACGCCCUGGCUGGGAAGCCUGCAGAACAGGCACGGGUUGCUGCUGGGCAGCUGCUGCGAUGGAAGGAUGACGUAGGGCAGGAUGGGUACCUGCUGCUGAAGUCAGCAUAUGUGCUCACGGGGACAGACUCGGAGUCCCUGGGCAGAGUGGCUGAGUCUGGGCUUCCAGCCCUGCUGCUGCGCUGUCUUUACCUCUUCUUCGUCUUUCCUCUGGAAAAGGAGGAGUCUUCUGAUGGUGACGUGCAAGUCCAGAGGAUGUUUGUGCAGAUGCUGCUGAACAUCUGCGGCGACCCCCGGGGCUUGGAGGGGCUGGUCUCAGGCAGCGAGCUGCAGUCUCUGCUGAUCGCCACCACCUGCCUUCGGGAGCACAGCUGCUGCUUCUGGAAAGAGCCCACCUUCUGCGUGCUGAGGGCCAUCUCCCAGGCCCAGAACCUUAGCAUCAUCCAGCACCUCAAGGCCACAGACUGCGUCCGGCUCUCGCUGCAGAACCUCUCGCGCCUAGUGGACACCCUCCCAGCGCCAGAGGCCAGCGAGGCUGUCAGCCUGAUCCUGGGCUUCGUGAAGGACGCCUACCCUGUCUCCUCGGCUCUGCUGCUGGAGUUCGAGAACGCCGAGGGCUACCCCCUGCUGCUUAAAGUGCUAUUGCGGUAUGACAGGCAGGCACCAGGCGAUGCGGACCCCCACCUGGAGGAGCUCGUGGGUCUGGUGGUGUGGCUGACGACCUGCGGGAGGUCGGAGCUCAAGGUGUUUGACAGCGUCACUUACCCGCAACUCGAAGGCUUCAAGUUCAAUCACGAGGAGUCAGGGGUGACCGUUAAGAAUCUCCAGGCCUUCCAAGUCCUGCAGAAUGUGUUCCACAAAGCCAGUGACUCUGUCCUCUGUAUGCAAGUUCUGUCGGCCAUCAGGACCAUGUGGGCCUGGAACUCCCGCAACUUCUUUCUGCUGGAGUGGACGCUGCAGCCCAUCUCGCAGUUUGUGGAGAUCGUGCCCCAGAAACCAGCUCCGGUGCAAGUGCAGUUCUUCCAGCUGCUGGAGGCCUUGGUGUUUGAGCUACACUACGUGCCGCACGAGAUCCUGCGGAAGGUGCAGCGUCUGAUCAAGGAGAGCCCCGUGCCGUCCUGUACCCUCGUGGCCCUACAGAGUGUUCUCCGGAUUGCGGGCAGGGAUUUGCUCUUCACUGACAUCUUCCGCGACUCGGGGCUCCUGGGCCUGUUGCUGGCGCAGCUGCGGAAGCAAGCCAAGAUCAUGAGGAAGUCAGGAAACAGAGAGUCCAGUCUUGGCAUUCAGGAUCCGGAACGAGAACUCACUUGUGUGAUGCUGAACGUUGUGGUCGCACUUCUGAAAGGCUCUGUUCGGAACGCAGUUGUCCUAAAGGACCAUGGCAUGGUGCCCUUCAUCAAGAUCUUCCUGGACGAUGAGAGCUACCGGGCGGCUUCGCUCAGCAUCUUGGAACAGCUGUCAGUCAUCAACGCCGAGGAGUACAUGAGCAUCAUCGUGGGUGCCCUGUGCUCAUCCACUCAAGGGGAGCUGCAGCUGAAACUGGACCUGCUCAAGGUGAAGCCCAAGCCUCCUCUGGGAUUGGCUUUCCCUUGGAUAGGAACCAAGCAUCCCACACUUGUCACCUGAUUGGCCACUGCGUUGGAUAACGACAGAUCCUAUCCCCCAAUAGCUGGUCAUGUUGGGGAUUUCUUUCUGGUUUUUAGUUCAUUCAAUGAUCUGAGAUUGUCCCUGGGGACAGCUGUCACCUGGGCGUCUUACUCAGCCAGCAGAUCAGAGGAGAGAGGCCAGGAGGAACUGCACAAGGCAUUGUUUAAGUCCAGAACUGGCACGUACUAACUUCUACAGAACCCUGAAUCUGAGCUACUUGUAUGCAAGGAGUGAUGGGAAAUGCAGCCCUUCACUAGGCAGCUAGUUGACUUAAUCAGGGUCUUUUGGGCAUCUCGCAGUGGCUGGGUUUGAUGCAGCAGAGCAAGACACAGCUUUUGGCGCUGGGAGCCCAUAGACUUAUGCUAAUAGUGCGAACCAGGGUCUACUGUGGGAGUAGAAAACUAGGAGAGAUUGUUGCUUUCUUUCCUGCUGGAGGGAGGCUCACAGAGGGGAGAAUGGGAGAGCCAGAGAAGGAAACCAAGGGUGCUCAGAUCUGUGGGACCACUGGGUGCAGAAGAACAAGUGAGAUUAGGCUGUAGCAUGUGAGUGACGGAGAAAAGUAUAUACUUCUGCAGGAUUGUGAGUAAUCAUCAAAAGCCCUCAAAAUACUCGACCGAAUAUAAUGAAUAUCAUCCCUCUCGUUCGCUCUGCCCUACAUCAGUCACACUUUUAGAGAUUCUCUGUACUUUGUGUUACACCAUUUGAAGAAAGAGUGGCAGAAGGCCAACAUCUUCCCGCAGGGAGCUUACUCUGGGACUUCUUGUGUGCAAAACGACUUGACUGCCCACAGCAUAUUUUUGUGGCAUUGGCAAAUCCCACGUAUUGAUGAGUUAGUGAAGCUCCAGGGCUGGCAUGGUGUGUUAUCAGGCUAAUACUCUGCCUGCGGUGCCAG
Ochotona curzoniae (black-lipped pika) is the source of this 2990-nucleotide messenger RNA. Its product is annotated as WD repeat- and FYVE domain-containing protein 4-like. The transcript has 11 exons. The coding region runs from base 143 to 2077 and encodes 644 amino acids. The record is from RefSeq and is a predicted model, not a curated record. Lineage: Eukaryota; Metazoa; Chordata; Mammalia; Lagomorpha; Ochotonidae.